Zootoca vivipara (common lizard) is the source of this 849-nucleotide messenger RNA. RefSeq names its product chromosome 15 C12orf57 homolog (gene C15H12orf57). Lineage: Eukaryota; Metazoa; Chordata; Lepidosauria; Squamata; Lacertidae. The record is from RefSeq and is a predicted model, not a curated record. Gene Ontology annotation, biological process: post-embryonic development.
GAAGUGGGAAGGCGGGUCCGGGGAGGGAUGUUUUGGAAGGCAGCUGUUGUGUCUUCCUGGCGGGUGCGAAUGAGGAAGACGCGCGUCUGCUCCUCCCGCGUGCAGCAGCUCGGCCCUCCCGGCGCCUGACAAGUGCGGGCAGCGAGGAGCAGAGGGAGCCCGGGCGCCGCCUGGUCCGCCGCCGCCACCGCCGCUUGCUCCGAUCUCCUGGGUCUCCUCUUCGCUGCCAGCGCCUCUCCUCCCUUCGGCCGCCCCAUGUCGAGCCUGCAGCGCCCCGUGGCCUCUUCGGCCCAGGCCCAGCCAGUCUCCCUAACAGCGGAGCAAGCCAAAGUGGUUCUGGCUGAAGUGAUCAAGGCAUUUGGUUCGCCGGAAAAUGCCCAGCGCAUGGAGGAGGCGAGGGACAACGCCUGCAAUGACAUGGGGAAGAUGCUCCAGUUCCUGCUGCCUGUGGCUACCCAAAUCCAGCAGGAUGUGAUCAAAGCCUAUGGGUUCAGCAAUGAUGGGGAAGGAGUCUUAAAGUUUGCCCGAUUGAUAAAAUCUUACGAGUCUCAGGAUCCCGAGAUUGCAAGCAUGUCUGGGAAGCUAAAAUCCAUGUUCCUGCCUCCAAUGACACUGCCUCCACAUGGGACUGGGGCUGGGGGGGUUGCAGCGUCUUGAAGCUGGCAACUUCUGCUGCCUUUGCCUGUCUAAAUUAUGCUGCUGCCCUUGCGGCACUGUUAACUUGAUUCUUGGAUAACGUCUUCUUUCCGUUGCCAUGAGAGAUGUUUUCGACUUCUGUGAGCAGCCCUUGUUUUGCAUCAUAUAUUAUAUAAUUUUUGUUCUCGUGAAUAAAUUUUGCUUGUUUGUAAA